AUCUAUAUAAAGCAAUUAGUUCAAAGCAAACAACCUGUUUGGUCGCAGAGUGUGAGAUAUAAGUUGCAUUAUCGCCAAAAAAACAGUCGAUACUUCCGUGAAAGAAAAUGGUGAAAAUGCUUCAAGUACCUUAUUUUUGCUGCAUAGUUUUCCUUUGCAGCAUCUUGGCGGACACGGAAGGAGUCAAGUAUAAGGCAAAAUUAAGUCCAAAUUACACACUGGUCUGGGAAACGGUAGAUAAUGAAUUCAUCAAUUUCGCUGCGCUUGUGAAAACGACCGGUUGGGUUGGUCUGGGCUUGAAUACCAAACCCAAGAUGGAUGGUGCAGACCUGGUCAUUUCAGGAGUGAAGAAUGACACGCGGCCUUAUCUCUUUGCAUAUCACGGUAUUGGGCAUCACCUUAUUGAAGAAGAAACGUCACAUUGGGACAUUGGUUAUGGACGAGUAUUUGAAGAUUGGAAUGCAACCGUGACAUUAGUAAACAUGAUCAGACCACUGGACUCUAAUCAUAAGGAUGGAAUAAACAUUGAGGACAAAGACAUGUAUCUCUUAUGGUCUUACGGUUUGGAUGAUGACGUUAGCAAAAAACACGUUGAAAGAGGAGUCAUCCGAGUUAAUUUUAUCAGUCCUAGCAGUAGCAACAACAACCCAGAUAAUAUCGGUAUUUUGUAAAUUCGGUGAAUUAGCGUAUGGUGUGACGCAUGAAAUUGAGAUUGCCAAUUUAUUUUGUGAAAUAUACAUUCUUGAUGAAUUUAA
Molecule: messenger RNA, 755 nt
Organism: Folsomia candida
Lineage: Eukaryota; Metazoa; Arthropoda; Collembola; Entomobryomorpha; Isotomidae
Product: putative DBH-like monooxygenase protein 2
Exons: 3
Coding region: 108-671 (187 amino acids)
Biological process (GO): dopamine catabolic process; octopamine biosynthetic process; norepinephrine biosynthetic process
Cellular component (GO): secretory granule membrane
Molecular function (GO): copper ion binding; dopamine beta-monooxygenase activity
Source: RefSeq, a predicted model, not a curated record